AGACGGCUUAUAGUUAGUAUGCCCGUUUUAUCUUCUGGUGAUGUUGAUGCCUUACCAGCACUCCACGUGUAAAUCUCUUUUUUAAAAAUUGCUGCCAUUACUGGACGAAGCGGCAUCGUUGAACUGCUCAUACAAAAUCUUGAGAAACGACGGCUUUCGAGAGGACCUAUCGUCGUUUUUCUAAAAGAUGGAGAAGUCGUCUUUUAAAAUAUCGUGUCGUGGACCUUUUCAUCAAUAAAACGAUGAAGCAUACAAAAGUCAGGUCUUUCCCGCCAAAACGAGGGGAAUUUAACAAGAACCUGGUGGCAGCGAGGGAACGAGAGAGAGUCUAUCUGAUCGAUCGCUAUGUAUGGAAGUAAAGGAGAAAGCACCAGCCGGAAGAAGCACCACCGCCCGAUGACCGAUGCAAGCAACAGUAUGGAAAUCCUGGCCGUUUAUUUUCCGACGAAUGAUUUCUCCGUUGACGAGGACAAGCUGAUGCUGAUAUCUGAUCUCAUCCACUUCUUCUCCACAUCUCUAGGACAAGAUCUCGCUUCUCAGGUGAAGGAAGAGAAUGGCGCCUUCUUUUUGCCGAUUGACUUUGAACAAUUUCGAAAAAUAUGUGAUGUUGAGGAAUUUUAUGUGAUUUUAGAAGAGAAGCCUAAAGUAGCUCUCUCUUGCCUGGGCGCUGCAGUUCACAAGGUGCUUUCAACUAAAUGCGAGGAGAAUAUUUUACAGGUUGGCGCGAAGAUUAACAUCCGUCUUCACAACUACCCUGAAUCAAUGAUUGCUCUGAAAAACCUAAAAGCAGCAUAUAUUGAUAAGCUUGUGUCUGUGCGAGGGACAGUAGUAAAAGUUAGCACAGUUAGGCCUUUGGUGGUACAAAUGAGUUUUGAUUGUGAAAAGUGUAAAUCUAACAUCGCACGCAUAUUUCCUGAUGGAAAAUUUUCACCACCAACUAUUUGUAACUUAAACGGAUGCAAAAGUAGAACUUUUCAUCCCAUUCGAUCUUCUGCUCAAGCCGUAGAUUUUCAGAAAAUAAGGAUACAGGAAUUACUAAGGUCUGAAGAUCAUGAAGAAGGGCGAGUUCCUCGGACAGUGGAAUGUGAACUGACUGAAGAUCUUGUUGAUGCAUGCAUCCCUGGGGAUGUGGUAACUGUCACUGGAAUUAUAAGAACAAUAAACAAUUAUGUGGAUAUUGGAGGAGGAAAAUUGAAAGGCAAAAAUCAAGGAUUUUACUAUUUGUACCUGGAAGGAGUUUCCAUAAAAAAUUCCAAGUCACAAUCUACUUCUUUUGAUUUUCAAGAUUCCAAGUCUAAUGCUAGAGCUACAGAGCUGUCUGAUUUGUUCUCAUUUUCUCCAAGGGAUUUGGAAUUCAUUGUGAAGUUUUCUGAAGAAUAUGGUUCUGAUAUUUUCCGUCAAAUAAUUCAAUCUAUCUGUCCUUCAAUCUAUGGACAUGAACUUGUCAAAGCUGGAAUAACAUUAGCACUGUUUGGAGGUGUACGCAAGCAUUCAAUGGAUCAGAAUAAGGUUCCAGUUAGAGGAGAUAUCCACGUCAUAAUUGUUGGUGAUCCUGGACUAGGCAAGAGUCAAUUACUUCAAGCAGCAGCAGCUGUUUCUCCACGUGGCAUUUAUGUGUGUGGCAAUGGUACAACCAAUGCUGGCCUCACUGUUGCAGUGGUGAAGGAUUCCAUGACAAGUGACUAUGCGUUUGAGGCUGGUGCAAUGGUGCUAGCAGACAGUGGAUUGUGUUGUAUUGACGAAUUUGAUAAAAUGUCUGCAGAACAUCAGGCUCUUCUGGAAGCCAUGGAACAACAAUGUGUGUCUGUUGCAAAGGCUGGCAUGCUAGCAAGUUUAUCAGCACGAACUUCUGUUUUAGCAGCGGCAAACCCUGCUGGUGGUCAUUAUAAUCGAGCAAAGACAGUGAAUGAAAACUUGAAAAUGAGUGCUGCUCUUCUCUCACGAUUUGAUUUGGUAUUCAUAUUACUCGAUAAUCCUGAUGAAGUACUGGACAAACGAGUCUCAGACCACAUAAUGUCACUUCAUGCUGGAUAUGGAGAACAAGCACCAGCAGCAAAAAAGCUACGGAUAGCAUCACAGAACAAUGGGAGCAUAGAUAUGAGUGUAAGAAGUGGUUCUUUAAUUUCAAGGCUGAGACUUGAACCAAAUAAGGAUGCUGAUUUUGCUCCUCUGCCUGGUCCACUUCUUCGGAAGUAUAUUGCUUAUGCAAGAACUUACGUAUUUCCUAGGAUGUCAAGACCAGCAGCGGAAAUCUUACAGAAGUUCUAUUUACGCCUUAGAGACCAUAAUACUUCAGCUGAUGGUACACCAAUAACAGCAAGGCAACUGGAAAGUCUAGUGAGGCUUGCCGAGGCUCGGGCUCGGCUAGAAUUGAGAGAAGAAAUAACAGCACAAGAUGCAAUGGAUUCUGAAGCUUAUGUCAACGCUCUGUUGCGGGAUGUUGUUGAAAUAAUGAAAGAAUCCCUAUAUGAUAAAUAUGUAGAUGAACAUGGUGUUGUGGAUUUUGCUCGGAGUGGUGGAAUGAGUCAACAGAAAGAAGCUAAACGGUUUCUAAGUGCCCUCAGUAAGCAGUCAGAGUUGCAGCAGAAAGACACAUUUUCAAUUUCUGAGAUAUACAGUUUGGCAGAUAGGAUUGGCUUAAGAGUUCCAGAUAUCGACACAUUUGUUGACAACUUAAACAGUGUCGGUUAUCUACUUAAGAAGGGACCAAAGACAUUUCAGGUGCUAACAUCGUCUUAUACACGGAGUCAAUCUUCAAGGUCAAGGGGUUGAAAUUCUUUGAAAAACUGGUAAAACUUCCUCUGUGUUGUGUUUAAAUAUCUCAUCAAACUAUUCCCAGGGAAUCCUGACUGUAUAACCACAAAACAAGGCCACUACGUGUAAAAGGUUGUAUUAACUUGACUUUUAACAUGAAUCAAUUCUGAAUAGUCAUUUUGCCUGAA
Molecule: messenger RNA, 2942 nt
Organism: Jatropha curcas
Lineage: Eukaryota; Viridiplantae; Streptophyta; Magnoliopsida; Malpighiales; Euphorbiaceae
Gene: MCM8
Product: minichromosome maintenance 8
Cellular component (GO): nucleus; MCM complex
Molecular function (GO): ATP hydrolysis activity; ATP binding; single-stranded DNA helicase activity
Source: RefSeq, a predicted model, not a curated record